AUGGCCGAUAAACUGCGCACUCUCCAACAACUCGAAUCUCUCCAGGCCAAAUACGUGGGCACGGGUCACGCCGACACCACCCGCUACGAAUGGAGCCAGAACAUCGUCCGGGACUCCCUCGCCAGUUAUGUCGGUCACCCUCCUCUGCUUGCCUACAUGGCCCUCGGAUUAGGAGAGAACAAGGAGAUCGAUGAAGAACCGGCUCUCGCAGCGUCCAUGAUGGAUAUACAACUUCUUGAUGGAUUUUUGGCCAGAGUGACCUGGAGCUCAGUUACCGAGAUCGAGGUCGGCAUAUCGUUUAGGCGCGCCUCUGGGCAAGUGAAUCCCAUUUCCAAAGAUUCGGGUCAGGAACGCCGAUAUUCUCUGGGGUUUAAUGACCGAGCAUGA
Fonsecaea monophora is the source of this 387-nucleotide messenger RNA. RefSeq lists its product as hypothetical. The coding region runs from base 1 to 387 and encodes 128 amino acids. The record is from RefSeq and is a predicted model, not a curated record. Gene Ontology annotation, cellular component: precatalytic spliceosome; U2 snRNP. The transcript has 2 exons. Lineage: Eukaryota; Fungi; Ascomycota; Eurotiomycetes; Chaetothyriales; Herpotrichiellaceae. Gene Ontology annotation, biological process: mRNA splicing, via spliceosome.